Lachancea lanzarotensis is the source of this 957-nucleotide messenger RNA. RefSeq names its product LALA0S11e00430g1_1. Gene Ontology annotation, molecular function: ATP:ADP adenylyltransferase activity; ATP binding. The record is from RefSeq and is a predicted model, not a curated record. The transcript has a single exon. NCBI's taxonomy places the organism in Eukaryota, Fungi, Ascomycota, Saccharomycetes, Saccharomycetales, Saccharomycetaceae. Gene Ontology annotation, biological process: nucleotide metabolic process. Bases 1 to 957 code for a protein of 318 amino acids.
AUGAGUGUCACUUUGAGAGACCAAAUCGCUGAGAAAUAUGCUAAAGGUAUCAAAUCGGGAGAGGUGCAUUUCACUCAAUCCGCUAGCAAAAAAGUGAAAGAUCCAGAAUCCGGCCUUCAAUACGUUGUCAGCCUUGCUCCCAGUCUUCUCAAGAAACCAGAACGUGCCGAGGCAGAAGCCUCGAAGCGUGAUCCUUUUGCAGAGCCCGAACCGGAAUUGACAGUGAACGAAGACUUGUAUGGAUUAGGGAAAUACAAAUUGCUUCUAAACAAGUUCCCCGUGGUUGCAGAACAUUUGUUACUUGUGACACGCGAGUAUAAGCUACAAACAGCGCCACUGGAUCCACAAGACCUUUUGACGUCGUACCGCCUUUUGCAAGAUUUGGACGACGAAGAUGAACAACUAAGACACCUUGUUUUUUAUAACUGUGGUAAGACCUCCGGCUCCUCUCAGGACCACAAGCAUCUCCAGUUGCUGAAAUGGCCCCAAAACUUUGUGGCCUUCCAGGACCGUCUUUGCAAUGGCAAGGACCAUUUCAUUCCCGAUCAGCGCUCCGAGCCACUGCAGGACAAAAAGCUUUCAUUCGCCCACUUUGUGGUGCCUUUGCCCGAAGAACCUGAGGCCGUUACUGAAGAUCUACUCGCCAUGACUUUCGUCUCACUACUGCAAAGAACGCUCACGUUUUUCCAGGACUGGACCAACGAAAGGCCCAACAUGGAGACCGGAUACAAUGUCCUCAUGACACGCCAGUGGCUGUGUCUUGUCCCUCGUUCCCACACCAAGAGUUCCGAACUAGACAUCGGUUUCAACGCUACUGGCUAUGCAGGACUCGUUCUCGUUAAGCACGAAGAAGUCUGGGAAAAGAUUUUGCAAGAACCUCAAGUGGUCAACCGCUUGAUGCUCGAGUGCGGCUUCCCAAAUACCUCCGGCGUCAAAGCGACUGAAUACCACUAUUAA